Molecule: messenger RNA, 522 nt
Organism: Ogataea philodendri
Lineage: Eukaryota; Fungi; Ascomycota; Pichiomycetes; Pichiales; Pichiaceae
Exons: 2
Coding region: 1-522 (173 amino acids)
Source: RefSeq, a predicted model, not a curated record
AUGGCGUUCUGCUCGUCGUUUUUCCAAUCCUCGGCCACCUCAUUGGCCAAUGGGUCGUCUGGGUUUGGCGAGCUGAGCAGGGCCUGGAUCGACAGCAAAAUCGUCCGCACCUCUCUAAAUAAAAUAAAAAACCACAUAUUAAUAGCUCUAGUACUUAUUGCUGCCGUUGGUUCAUCAUCAUCUCCUGCUGGCUCUUGUACUGAGGGUUCAUGUACUGCUGUUGUUGUUGGCGUAGCUGUUGCGACUGCUGUUGUAGAUACAUUCUCCGUCUCAUCAUCAUCUGCUGCUGUUGCUGGGGAGUCAGCUGGACAGGCUGCUUGUCCUGGGAGUUGGCCAUUCCCGCAGCCAGCUGCUGGGUCUGGAACUUGGCCUGCAUCUGCGCCUGUUGCUGUUGUUGUUGUUUCUUUGCCUGUGCCAGUCUCAGCUGCUGUUGUUGCUGUGCAAGUAGCUGGGCCUGGGCAGAGAUCUGCGACUGCACGUCCACCGGACCCUGCGAGCCUGUUUUGGCCAUCGGCACCGUAG